CUCCCAAAUUUUCUGCCCACGCCCACUUAGUCACACACCUCACCAAAUUUGUGGACACUAUGUCGGUCUCCUUUCUUUCUUUUUCUUUUAUUGGAUAGAUAUAGAAUUCUCUAGAUAAUUAGAGGAGGAAAGAGAGAGGCGGUGAUGGUCUAUUUAACAGAAACAGCCUGACUAUCUGCUCCCAUUUAAUUUAACUACCAAAUUGGUUAACUGCACAUGUUCAUCGAGGAAGUCAUGGAUUGUACAAUAUGCGACUCUGUUGGUAACAUGGGAUUGUAGCUAAAAUUCUGUUGAAGCAAGGAGGACGAGAAAUAUAUGCGGGACCACUGGGCUACUGGUCAUCGCAUCUGAUCAAGUAUUUUGAGAUAAGCCGCAUUCUGUUCUUUUAGUCAAGGGAAUUGAAGGAGUAAGUAAAAUUAAAGAUGGUUACAAUCCGGCAACUUGGAUGUUGGAAGUCACGACCCCUGCACAAGAAAUAGCUUUGGGGGUUGAUUUUGCUGAUAUUUAUAGAAAUUCAGAACAGUACAGAAUAUUUUUCAGGAGACACAAAGCUAUAAUUAAGGAACUAAGCACACGUGCUCCUGAUUCGAAGGACCUAUAUUUCCCUACAAAGUAUUCACAAUCACUUUUGAUCCAAUGUAUAGCUUGCUUAAGGGAGCAACACUGGUCAUACUGGCGGAAUUCAUCAUACAAUGCUGUAAGAUUUAUUCAUACAACAAUUACAGCUUUAAUGCUUGGGACAGUGUUCUGGAGGCUUGGCUCCAAAAAGGAAAAGCCUCAGGAUCUUUUUAAUGCAAUGGGUUCGAUGUACGCUGCUGUUUUGUUCCUUGGUAUAAAAAGUGCAUCAGCAGUCCAGCCAGUAGUGGCUGCUGAAAGAACUUUUUUUUACAGAGAGAGAGCUUCUGGGAUGUAUUCGGCCUUGCCCUAUGCCUUUGCUCAGGUCCUCAUUGAGUUGCCAUAUAAUUUUAUAGCAGACAUGGUAUAUGGUGUUAUUGUGCAUACAAUGCUGGGAUUUGAAAUCACUACUGUGAAAAUCUUUUGCGGAUACCUGUAUGGUGGAGAUGGUACCCUUGGGCAUGUCCAGUGUCAUGGACGUUGUACGGAUUAAUAGCAUCAAAAUUUGGACAUUUUCUGGUGAAAUAUUUUGAUUACAAGCAUGUAAGAAAGGAAUCACCUGUUGAGGAAAAUCACCAAGUUCUGUUUGUGAAUUGAUUAGCAGCUUUGCAGCAAGAUGCAGUGGUGCGGGGUCUAUCUGCGCCUGAAUGAAAGAGAUUCGCAACUUUUAGUUAUGGCCAUAAGCAUGUAUAUGACAUAUACUUCAGAGCAGAAUUAUGUAGCAGCUGUUUGAUUCGUAUGAACUAACCUGCCCGGCAUGAAUUAGACCCAUCAAUGCCCAUGCAGUAUGUACCAGAUUUGACCUAUUACCUUCAAGGGGUACAUAUUCCUGUAUUGCCAUGUACAUAAAUAAUUUUCUAUGUACUCUUUUUAAGGAAAUGAAGACUUGAAUAGACCUUUCUUCUCAAA
This is a messenger RNA of Ricinus communis (castor bean), 1524 nucleotides long. Its product is annotated as pleiotropic drug resistance protein 1-like. Gene Ontology annotation, molecular function: ABC-type transporter activity. Lineage: Eukaryota; Viridiplantae; Streptophyta; Magnoliopsida; Malpighiales; Euphorbiaceae. The transcript has 7 exons. The record is from RefSeq and is a predicted model, not a curated record. Bases 446 to 1108 code for a protein of 220 amino acids. Gene Ontology annotation, cellular component: membrane.